Molecule: messenger RNA, 1115 nt
Organism: Melanaphis sacchari
Lineage: Eukaryota; Metazoa; Arthropoda; Insecta; Hemiptera; Aphididae
Gene: Galt
Product: probable galactose-1-phosphate uridylyltransferase
Exons: 7
Coding region: 1-1041 (346 amino acids)
Biological process (GO): beta-D-galactose catabolic process via UDP-galactose, Leloir pathway
Cellular component (GO): cytoplasm
Molecular function (GO): zinc ion binding; UDP-glucose:hexose-1-phosphate uridylyltransferase activity
Source: RefSeq, a predicted model, not a curated record
AUGGAGUUCAAUGCAUCUGAACAUCCUCAUAAGAGGUACAAUCCAUUAAAAGGAGAAUGGAUUUUAGUUUCUCCUCACCGAAUGAAAAGACCCUGGGAUGGACAAACAGAAUCUGUGUUCAAUGACAUGGGUCCAGAAUUUGAUCCUACCAACCCACUAUGUCCUGGAGUAGUCAGGAGUAGUGGUAUUUUGACUCCAGAUUAUAAGUCCACAUAUGUCUUUACAAAUGACUUUCCAGCCAUGUUAGAGGAUACACCAUCACCUCCCCAAAGUGAUGAUCCUUUGUUUAAAAUCGAAGGAGUUAAAGGAACAUGCCGUGUUAUGUGUUUUUAUCCUAAAUCUAAUGUGACAAUAGCUCUCAUGUCUAUACAUGAUAUAGUAACUGUGAUUUCAAGUUGGAUACAGCAAUUAGAAGAAUUAGGAAAAACCUAUCCUUGGGUGCAAAUUUUUGAAAAUAAAGGUGCUAUAAUGGGUUGUUCUAAUCAUCAUCCUCAUUGUCAAAUAUGGGCUUGUUCGUUUUUACCGAAUGAACCACGUAUAAAAGAUAUUCAUCAGAAAGAAUACUUAGAAAAGUAUGGAAGACCAAUGCUGAUGGAUUAUGUUGAUCGCGAAUUAAAAGCAAAAAUAAGAAUUGUUACCGAAAAUCAACACUGGGUUGUUUUGGUGCCAUUUUGGGCUAUAUGGCCAUAUGAGACUAUGAUAUUACCCAAGAGACAUGUAAAAAGGAUGAAUGAAAUUACAGAACACGAAAAAACAACUUUGGCAUCAGUAAUGAAAAUAUUAACAAUAAAAUAUGAUAACAUGUUCAAAACAUCAUUUCCAUAUUCAAUGGGUUGGCAUGGUGCACCAACUGGACCAAAUUGUGAAAGUAGUGAUCAUUGGGUAUUUCAUGGGAUUUAUUUGCCACCAUUGUUACGUUCAGCAACAGUGAAAAAAUUCAUAUCCGGAUUUGAGCUGCUAGCCCAAUGCCAAAGAGAUUUAACUGCGGAACAAGCUGCAGAACGAUUAAGAUCACAAUCAGAUAUUCACUACUUGCAAUAAAACCAAAUAAACAUACUUAGUUCAAAUGUAAAAUUCAAAGAGACAUUUUUAUUAUCAAAAUAAUUGCCAUAUGA